Messenger RNA from Wallemia ichthyophaga EXF-994, 2856 nucleotides. RefSeq lists its product as uncharacterized. NCBI's taxonomy places the organism in Eukaryota, Fungi, Basidiomycota, Wallemiomycetes, Wallemiales, Wallemiaceae. The record is from RefSeq and is a predicted model, not a curated record. The transcript is spliced from 8 exons. The coding region runs from base 1 to 2856 and encodes 951 amino acids.
AUGGUACGACAUCCAUACACAAAGCAUGAGAAAGAAUCGCUGGCAUUAUAUCUUGCAAGAAAUGGGAAAGACAAUAGGAGCGGCAAUAAUCUGUAUAAGGAAUUAGUUGAAGAUCCAAAUAUCUCAUGGGCCGGCAACCACACUUGGCAGAGUUGGCGCGAGCAAUAUGUUAAGCACACGGCUUAUUACAACAGUUUGAUCGCACACUUUGAAAGAAGUAAUAAUAUACCAAGUCAGUCCCAGUCUGACAGUUGGCCAUCUGGCAGUAUACACAAUGAUCUCAACGUACGGGAACAACGAGAGUCGCACGGAACUCGGGAGCCUUCAUCUAGUUCCUAUAGAGCUGAAAGCAUCAACCGCUCUAAAAGGCCACGCGAUGAAGAACAAGCCAUGUACAAGAGACAGAGACUUUCUCAUGUGGGCUCUGCAACUCCUAGUCGCUCACAACAGCCUUUGAACGGUCAGCAGGAUCAUAGUCGUCGCUUAUCGUUCGCCCGUGAUUCGCAGACUCCACUAGAAGAUGACGAGAAUCCUGUGUUGGAACUUCUUCCUAAGCACAUGCGCAAACAGCUGACGGUUGAUCAACGUGGGCUGCUCCUUAGCACCAUCGUUGAAAUGGACAAUACCGACACAAGCGUUCUGAAGGAAGCUUCGAAGCGUAUGCAUGACGCUUUCGAUCCAAGUGAGCUGGGCAGUUUUCUCUACUACGAAGGCGCCAAGCAUGCCAAAAAGAUGUUCGAGAAGGAGCUCAGAGAGAAACACGCUAAGCGUAUAAAAGUUGAACAAGAUAGGGUUAGGAGUCUUUCAGAGAAUGAGAGUGAGAAUCAGGGUGACGAUGAAAUGAAUCAAGAUAAUGCAAUCAACAACCACAGACAUAGCUCAGCUCCUGCCCGACACGGUCAGCGAACAAGGCUUGAAUCUGUGCCCGUGCAUACUUUUCAUCGCAGCCAUGAAAGCGAAAAGGAGGAAGGGGAGAUUGAUAAUGAUGAAGAUAUGGACCAGUUCGAUACCAUUAGGGCUCGCAGACAACGCUCAGAGCCUUACCUCAAUCCUAAGCAAAGGGCAGCGCGUGAUGAGUCCUCUGGGUCUCCUACUGCUACAAAUGAAGUAAAACAUGAAAGGGCUAGAAGUCUUUUCGGGAAUAAGAGGGAAAGAGAUUACGAACUGGCUCACAUACGUCUUCCGACUACCUCCACAAAACGUGUCUAUGUUCAAAAGCCGAGAUCGCACGAGAAAAAUAUCCUUGAAAGUGACAAAGAGGAAGAAGACAUUGAUGAAGACGAAGUCGAAAACAAAGAGGACGGUAUAGGUGAUGAUGAGAAAGAAGAGGACGAGAUUGAGGAUUUCGUGGGCGCCAAGAGUCGCAUUGAGGAUAAGAACGAUUCUUUGGAGGGUGGCAGUCAGAAUCAUACAAGCGAUACAAACAGACUUCGCUCAGAGAUUAUUAAAGAGCAUGACAUACCGCCUGCUUUGAGGUUUGAGAAUAGCUCCAGACUGCUUAUGGGUCAAACAAGUGACUCUGAAAUUGAGGAGGAACCCAGUGUAAGUAGAAUCAAGAGUGCAAUAAAGGUGAAGCCGUCGCAAACACCUCGACGAGUUUAUCAAGAUGAAGUUACAAAUCGACCAAAUAGUGCAACUCAAUUCAAAAGUUUUAAACGAUCAACACGAUCAAGCAGCUCAAACAUUGCCAGUCCAAGUACAAGCUCAAGCAGGAAACCAACUUCUACAAUAAAUGUAAACGAGAUAAGUCUCGUCGAUGAAGACACGUCAAGAGCGAAGAUGCAUGCCUCGAAACGCCCUGGUCAUGUUCAAAAGUUCAAUGAAACUGAGGACAAUAUUAUACUAACAUGGCUGAGGCAUCAUCCAAAUAGAAAACAUGGUAUCUGGCGCAAAUUGGCAAAUAGAACGCCUUGGCGACCAAGUGAAAAAUCAUGGGCGGACAGAUAUAGGUCUCGACCAGAGUAUUUUUCUAAACUAAUAUAUGAACGGCCUGAAUACGAUCUAGAAGAUCUCGGUGUCCUUAACUUUGAAAAAUGGGACUCAGAUGGUGUUUUAGUAAGGGAUUCAAAUGGCAAUGUAGUAAACGGACGCGAAAGCGAAGAAGAUUCUCAAGGUAACGAUCAGAAACAAGAUCGUGAAGUGCAAUUAGACGAGUCGUCCCUUUUGGCUUCUGAUGUCGAAUUCCCUGAUUCUUCAUUUGAUGCAGGUAUAUUCAAUGAGAAGCGAAAGAGUAGACCAGAUAUCGCGGUGGAAAACGAUGCUAAGACAAGGAGGUCUAUCGUUGAGGAGAAAAAGCGUAAUCAGUGGGAAGCAGAGAAGCUGUUGGAAAAGCAGCUAAGCCAGAAACUUGAACAGAAUAAGAAGCCAAAGAGUGUAAGUAAUGAAUCAGAGAGUAAUGUGGAUGAGUUGGCAGAAAAAGAAAGUGAUGUGGAUGAAGAAAGAGCUCAAACACCCACGCAUAGCACGCAGAAGCUUGUCCAGUAUGAAACCGCACUUCGAGAAACUGAGUAUAACAUUUCGGACGAAGGUAGUGGAUUGGAGGAGGACACUAAUGAGAUGGAAGAAAUCAACGAGAAGGAAGUCAACAACGAUAACGCUGUUGAGAACGUACAGAUUGACACCGUUGUUGAGGACAACAGAGCUGAGGACGACGAUGAUGACCAGGACAGGGAACAGACUGGCCAACCUCAGGGAGAUGAAAGUGACUGGGAAGCAUACUUGUGGAAAUUAACAGAACAGUUCGACGUGGCACACGAAUACGUGUCUAAUUUAAUGGAGAAACAUAAUUGCAACUACAAAAAGGUGGAAAAGAAGUUACGACGAAAACAUAAGAAGCGUAAUAAACAAAAGAGAUGA